GUGCCUGUGUGCGUGAGAUGGGGGUGCCGUUUUUAUAUUGAUUAAAUUAACUGUUAUUAAGUCCAUUGCGCCGAGCGUCGCCUUCCAUGUAAACAACAAACAGCUGUUUUCGGGAAUUAGAACCUUCAGUGUUGGUUAACGCCAGGCAUAAGGAUCGCACAUUUUUUGCUGAAAACAAUAAUUAACAAUAAUUGCGCUUAAGAGACGCACUUUAUUUGCUUGAUAUUUGUACAAUCAACAAAGUAUAAGUUGCUUUCGUGGAGAAAGCUGAAUUUAAUGUGGUUUGAAUUGUAACAACAGUGCUAAAUAAUAAUUAAGAUAUAUAUUUGAAACGAUCUGAAUUAGAUGAUAUUUUAAUUAAUUUCCUCCUCAGGAAUGUAACAUAAAAAUGUGUUUUAUGAUCACUUAAUAAGACCUACUGAAUACCAUAAUUAAAUCAUGAAAAACCAAGAUUAAACUCGAAACCGUAUACCAAUUUACCUACGUACCAAUCAAGUGCCGUCAUUUACUACUUGAAAGUAACACAAUAAAUGUACUUAGCAUACAACUGACUGACUUAAUUAAAAUCUUUUCAAAUAAAUUGUGUUAAAUGACAGAUAAAGGUAUUAAACGUAUCCCAGUAAACAACGAAAAACAAAAUAUUUACCUGUUAAAUACUAAACUUCAGCUUUCUAAAUAAAGUGUAUCAAGGGGCACUAAAAGUUAAAGUGCUAGAUAAAAUCUCUUUAGACUAAAAAUGCCCGACUUUUAUGAACUUCUGAAUGUGCCCUCCACGGCCAGCUUCGAAGAGAUCAAAUGCAGCUACAAACAAUUGAUACUACAAUGUCAUCCCGACAAAUUGCGACAGCUCGAUGACCCAAAUCCGGGAUCGGAGGCCCAGAACAGCGACUUCAACGCGAUAAACGCGGCGUGGAACACACUGAAAGAUCCCAUCAGGCGCAAACACUACGAUGCCGAACUGCUGCAGUCGAAAUUCCGGGCCCACAGCAACAUAUACGCCACAGUGGAGCUGGAUGAAAUGCAGCGGGUACAAGUGGAAAUCGAAGAAGACGACGAGGCACCGGCACCUCCCUCCCGAGAAUCUGAGUCCCAAUCCGAAUCUAAAGCAGACAAAGGGCCGGCGACAAUGUGGAGCUAUGCGUACGACUGUCGGUGCGGCGGUCAGUAUCUGUUCGAUGGACCCGGAGACGGAGACGAUGAGUCACCCGAAGUGAUUGUGGAGUGCAACGAGUGCUCUUUAGUGAUUAUUGUGAAACAAGCCAGCCGCAAGUUGUAAAUAAAGAAACCCAGCAAGCAAUGGAACUGCUGCCCAGCACAAUGCUUGCGAAUCCAACUAUUCGA
Messenger RNA from Drosophila suzukii, 1341 nucleotides. RefSeq names its product Diphthamide biosynthesis 4 (gene Dph4). Gene Ontology annotation, biological process: positive regulation of ATP-dependent activity. Gene Ontology annotation, molecular function: ferrous iron binding; ATPase activator activity. The record is from RefSeq and is a predicted model, not a curated record. NCBI's taxonomy places the organism in Eukaryota, Metazoa, Arthropoda, Insecta, Diptera, Drosophilidae.